AUGCCUUCGAAUGCGAGCGAGUGUGAGGUUUCUUCCCCCCUUGAGUACGUUCCUGGGUCUCCAGAUACCUCGAGCACACCCCCUGAAUCAGACGAUGAAUCUAUCUCACCCAACCUUUCCUUCAUGAAAGGGCGUGUCAGUUCAGCACGCAAAUCCGUGCGCAUUCCGGAUCUAUGUUCCUCGAUUCUCUCAACUGAACCUGUUGUCAACGCCAACUAUGAGAAGGUCAAGCUUGAGGCAGACAAUUGGAUCAAAGAGGUGUUCCAAUUUGAUGAGAACGCAGCCAAGAAGAAUGUCAAAGCUGAUUUUGCUUUGAUGUGCGCGCUUUCGGCUCCAUAUGCUGACGAAGAGGCCCUUCGCAUGAUGGUCGACUGGCACAAUUGGGUAUUCGUCUUUGAUGACCAAUUUGAUGAGGGUCACCUGAAAAACGACCCAAUCAAAGCCAAGGAAGAGUUGGAUGCUCACUGGGCCAUCCUAGAGGGCCGGAACCCACCGGUGCAGCUUCAUGAGAACCCAAUCAGAUAUGUCUUUCAGACGACCUGGGAUCGUGUUAAGAAGGUACAUUUGCAAGAGCAUUGGAAAGUUUCCCACAAAAUGUACUUUGAUGGACUUCUCGGCCAGGUGAAGGUAGCACAUUCGCAGUCUGCGUUCACACUCACUGUUGAUGAGUAUAUGAACUUCCGACGGGCUACGAUUGGAACAGAGCCAUCAUUUGCCCUGGUUGAGUACGCUCAUGACAUCAGCAUCUCACAGAAGUACCUUAGCCAUCCGUCUGUGCGAGAAUGCGAGCGAGUCUCUGCUGAUCUUGUCAUCUUCGUCAACGACAUCCUGUCAUAUCGCAAAGACUUGGAACAAGGAGGCGAGCAUAACCUCAUCUUGCUGCUUAGGGCCCAAGGCUUUAGUGAACAAGAAGCCAUUGAUCAGAUUGGCGAUAUGAUACUGGAGUGCUACCGAUCCUGGUACAAGGCGUUAGCGGAACUGCCAGUUUGGGGUGAAAGUGUGGACAAGGAAGUGCUCAGAUAUAUUGAGGCUUGCCGUACUAUCGCUCUUGGAAACCUCCAUUUCACUUACACGAGCGAGCGAUACCUUGGCAAUGAGGGAGCUCAAAUUCGUGAGACUCGCAUCAUGUCGCUUCCUGCCUAG
Molecule: messenger RNA, 1143 nt
Organism: Colletotrichum gloeosporioides
Lineage: Eukaryota; Fungi; Ascomycota; Sordariomycetes; Glomerellales; Glomerellaceae
Product: Presilphiperfolan-8-beta-ol synthase
Exons: 9
Coding region: 1-1143 (380 amino acids)
Source: RefSeq, a predicted model, not a curated record